Pseudonaja textilis is the source of this 3796-nucleotide messenger RNA. It is a transcript of the gene ARL5B, whose product is annotated as ARF like GTPase 5B. Lineage: Eukaryota; Metazoa; Chordata; Lepidosauria; Squamata; Elapidae. The record is from RefSeq and is a predicted model, not a curated record. Gene Ontology annotation, molecular function: GTP binding; GTPase activity.
AUCAACCAGAGUACAUGGAGGAGGCGGAGGCGGAGCCGAAGCGGUUUCGAUCCCGCCUGCUUUUUCGGCCGCGUAGGGUAGGGAAUACGGGACGGGGCACUUCGCCAACUCUGUCGGAGAUCUUGGCUCCCGUUCCGGGAUGGGGCUUCUGUUCGCCAAGCUGUGGAAUCUAUUCUGUACGCAAGAACACAAAGUAAUAAUUGUGGGACUUGACAAUGCUGGGAAGACUACAAUUCUGUACCAAUUUUUAAUGAAUGAGGUAGUUCACACAUCUCCUACCAUAGGCAGUAAUGUUGAAGAAAUUGUAGUGAAAAACACACAUUUCCUUAUGUGGGAUAUUGGUGGACAAGAGUCACUAAGAUCAUCCUGGAAUACGUAUUAUUCAAAUACAGAGUUUAUAAUCCUUGUAGUUGACAGUAUUGAUCGCGAGAGGUUGUCCGUCACAAAAGAAGAACUGUACCACAUGUUGGCUCAUGAGGAUUUACAAAAAGCUGCAGUUCUCAUUUUUGCAAAUAAGCAAGAUAUGAAAGGUUGUAUGACAGCUGCUGAAAUUUCCAAGUAUCUAACCCUUAGUUCCAUAAAGGAUCACCCAUGGCACAUUCAGUCCUGUUGUGCAUUAACAGGAGAAGGAUUGUGCCAAGGGCUAGAAUGGAUGACUUCCCGAAUUGGAAUAAGAUAAUUCCUCUGGAUUGGAAAUGUGAAUUAUUCCAUGGACUACCCUUUUGUGGUGCACUUGUCUGCUUAGUGUAGCAACAGGUUUGAUUUAAAAAGGGAAAAAAAAACUUUUGAAACCUCCACAACAAGCAACACUUGAAUCAAGUGCAGCUAAUCAAAACUCAGAGUAUUUUUUAAACUUUUUAAAAAUGCACUAGUGUUGGAUGUAAAAAAUGUUAUCUUACAACAUAAGCUGAAGAAUUCUGCCCUGUAUAACCAAAUUCGCAGUUGAAAAGGUUCCUUCUUGCAGCUUAAUAUCCUGUAGCAUUGGUCAGUUUGUUUCUCUAUUUGUUUCAUGCUACAACAUUAAGCUUUAAGACUUCCAGGAUUAUGGAUUUUAAAAUCAGUGGAUUUCUAGGGGAUGGGAAUUCCAGUGUCAGUAUGCAUAAUUGGAAUUCUCCAACAUUGAAAGGAUUAUUUAUUUGCUAUCAAUGCUGUUGCCUUUUACCAUAAUAUUUUUGCCUGAGAUAGUGUACACUUUUUUCUUAAAGCGUAUGCUAUAAAUAUUUUAUAUAUUGAAGAUUUUGAUACAAUGAUUAUAGGAAAAAAAACUUCAUGUUAUGCAGGAGGACUAUUUAUACUGCACUGUGUUUUAGCAAUGCAUAUUUAAUAGAGAAAACUAUUCCAGUAUAACUAGAGCUGUAUUUAUCAAAUAAUAGUACAUGUCAUCCCAGAUUUUUUGGGAUUCUGUGCUAUUAGCCAAUGAGAUUCUUUAAUCAGAUUCAAGUUAUUGAUUAACAGAAUUAAAUUCUUUGAAUGGUGUGAAUAAUGUAUCAAUAAUAAGUUUGAAAAAAAUGACUGCUAAUUAUUCAUUUUAAAAAAUUAGAAAGCAUGGUUGAAAUUAAUUCUGUUCUGUGCAAAUUGGCCCAUGACUUUUUCUUAUAGAAAGCUGGAUUAUUAAUGUGAUUUUCUUCCAGAAUUAGAACUUGUACUACAUAUCAGUAUCUUAUUUUGUAUGGACUAUGUGAAUGGCUUGUGUUUUCAUGUAAAUGUCCCACUAACAGUAUUAUGUAAUAUUUUUAAAAUUGUCUGUUUCUUAUGAAGAGGGAGUUCUUGACAUGCCGCAAUGUUGGUGUUGCCACGUGCAAUUUAAACUGGUUGUGGAGGACCUUCCUUGAUCUCCUUGCCAAGGUCACAGAGGCAGUUUAUGGUUUAAAAUUGACUUGUGAUACAUCUAGAAAAGGGUAAGUUGGAGAAGGCCAGUGUACCUAGGUAUCCAGUAUAAGCUCCAAUAAUGCUGUCAGGAAGUGAUGCAAAUUAUAUAAUUUCUGCCAUUUGCAUCAUGAUACUUGUGAUUAUUAUCCCCAUCAUUUGCAGACACUCAUUUUGAUGUAUCUAAAAACUACAAAUGUAAACUUUUCUGUUCAGCAUAUUCUGUACAUGAAAGCCUGAAUAGAGAACUCAUUUUGACUUAAUGCACAAGGAAUGUGUGCUAUAGUUUAAGGAGGACUGUAGCUUCAUGAGGAAACAAUAGUUUAGAAGGCACAGUAUUUCUUGAAGCCUCAUGUUGUAUCACAAGAAAAUGAGAGGCAACUGUUCAAGACAUAGAAAUCAACUCUUUCUAUGAUUUCGUAGAUAUAAUUUCACAGAUACAUCCAGAUAGUUUUCUUGGUAACUCUGCUGAAAUGGUAUGCCAUUAACUUCCUUGUAAUCUGAAUCGACUUAGUUUUCUGAGAUCAGUUAAGUUAAUUCUACUAUUUCUUGGUGGGUGGUGGGGUUCCAUUCCAUUCCAUUUUGUAAGAGCAUUUUUUUAAAAAAGGUUGAAGUUGGUCAUUUAGCUUUAAAAGUCACUAUUAGAAAAGUCUACUUACUCAUUUUCAAGUAUUAACUGAAAUUAUAUUUAUCUGACACUCUAGUAGUUAGGAAGCAAACAAGAAAACUAGGGUUAUUUAUUAUUCAUUAUAAUUUAUUAUAGAUUUGUCCCAGUAGCAUAUAUGAGGUAAACUCAGUACACACAUACAUGCACAUGUGCAUACACUAACAUGUGCAUGUGUAUUCAUUUAAUAACCAAGUUACUUUUCAUUACAAUAAGAAUUGUUGCUUAUCCAUAAUUUUGCUUAUUCCUAGCAUUUGUCCCACCACACAUUUCUCUGGAGAUGAUAUCUUCAAAUCUAAUUUCAAAGGAACUUUUAAUUGAAAUUUAAUUAUUACUCUUCACUCGUAAUUCUCUCCAUUCCUUUGAUGUUGUCAACCAUAAAUUGGUCUGCUGUACCUUUUUAUAGUCCAAGGUCCAUAACUUAAAGGUUCAGAUAGAGCUUGAAUAGAAACAAUAAUAAUCUAUACAGUACCAGUUGAUGGAUGAUUUCUUCCUUGCUGCCAAUAUUGUUUUUGGAUCUUUGGGAAGAUGUGUUUCUCAUUAUCUAUUAAUUGAUUGUUUACAAACUAGAGAUGUCUUAAAGUUAUUUCCGGGAUGUUUUGGGGAACCUCUGUUCUACUAACUCAAUGUGAUCUCUCAUUUCCAAGAUACAAGAGAGUUUUAACUAUUUCCAAUUCAGGGUUCUGGUAAUUCUUUGUCCUGCUUGUGUCCUGUGUGAAGGUAAAUGAUCGUUUGAAAGAAAAGAUUCAAGUGAGAUAGUAUAUCACAAUAGAUCAUUUUCAUUCUAUCUUUGCCUCAAUUUAUGAUUCCCACAGUAACUGCAAAGAUAACAUUUUUUUCAUAGAGGGAAGUAGUAUGUUUUUAAACCUUGGCUCUUUUAUGGUGUGGAAUUUGGAAAAGCUUGCCCAUUUUGGCAUUAUCAUUUCAUGUGGUCAUAAGGUUUUAUCACUUUUAUAUUAAAUGGUGGGCAUGACAUUACACUGUAAUUAUGUUGAGGUGAAUUAAACCACGUGUUAUGUAAAACCCUUUGUGCUCCAGUAAAAACUGCUAGCAAUGCAAUAUUGAUUGUGGUGGGGCAAGAAUGAAAGAGAGGCUGGUCAGUCACUCCUUACUGUGUUUGCACCCACCUUUUGCAUGCAAGUAUGGUUGGUUCUCUAAAUUGUGACCAUGGAUUUUAUUUCUUGAAUUUGGAUAUAUGACAUUUUGUAUUUCUGUAAUGAGCAAUUGGUUCAGUUACAAAACUCACUGAACUUGUAUCGAAAUAAA